UUGUUGGAGAACCCUUCGAAAAACUUUUGAGAUUGGCUUUGUGGUUGCUGCUGCUGCUUGUUAGAAACUGCUGAUCAUAGGCAGUUCAAGCAGCAAUUUCUGAAGGUGGUGGUUUGUGCAGGGGUUUCCAAGUACACGAGAACCACACCAUGGCUGCCACUACAGCCUGCAGAACCGGCCUCAAGUUUGCUGCAGGCCUCAAUGCAGCCAGCCAGACCCGCCAGAUUUCGUCCGCGAGUCGGAUCGGUGGCCUGAAGCUCCGCGUUCCCGAAUCCGCUACGCUGGUCAAGAAUGCUCGGCCUCAGGUCAGCAUGGUGCUUGCUGUGCCGCCGAUGACUCUCGGCGACGACCCCAAGGAGCCGCAAUCCGGCCAGGAUUUCGACGCCUCUGCUCCUCCGCCAUUCACGCUGGCGGAUAUCCGCGCGGCGAUCCCGAAGCACUGCUGGGAGAAGGACGCGCUGAAGUCUAUGGCGUAUCUCGUGUGGGACGUCGCCGUGGUGUUCGGCCUGGCUGCUGUCGCGCAAGCGGUGGAUCAAUGGUGGCUCUGGCCGGUGUACUGGCUUGCUCAGGGCACCAUGUUCUGGGCGCUCUUCGUCAUCGGUCAUGACUGUGGUCAUGGGAGCUUCUCCAACAACAAGGCUUUGAACGACGUGGUCGGCCAUCUGACACAUUCCUCGAUUCUCGUGCCGUACCAUGGAUGGAGGAUUAGCCACCGCACACAUCACGCCAACCAUGGCCACGUGGAAAAUGACGAAUCGUGGCAUCCAAUUUCCAAGGACAAGUAUGAUCAAAUGGAGUUUUGGUCCAAGGUCGGACGACUCAAGUUCCCGUGGCCUCUCUUCGCCUACCCAUUCUACCUGUGGAAGCGGAGCCCUGGCAAGGAUGGUUCGCAUUUCGAUCCGAACUGCGAUCUGUUCACGCCCAACGAGAAGAACGACGUCCUCACAUCUGCGACGUGCUGGUGGUCCAUGGUUGGAAUACUGGCCGCGCUCACCGUCUUCAUGGGACCCGUCUCGAUUUUCAAGCUCUACGUUGUUCCGUACUGGAUUAAUGUCGUAUGGCUUGAUGUUGUCACUUACCUGCACCACCAUGGCUAUGACAAGAAGGUUCCGUGGUACAGAGGCGAGGAGUGGAACUACAUGAGGGGUGGUCUGUCAACCAUUGACAGGGAUUAUGGCAUCUUCAACAAGAUUCAUCACGACAUUGGAACGCACGUGGUUCAUCAUCUCUUCCCCCAAAUCCCCCACUACAACCUCACAGAAGCGACGGAGGCUGUGAAGCCGGUCAUGGGAGAAUACUACCGCGAGCCAGAGCCCAGCCCUGGGCCAAUUCCCACCCACCUAUACAGGCCUCUCUACAAGUCCUUCAGCGAGGAUCAUUAUGUUCCCAGCGUGGGCAAUAUUGUGUUCUAUGAGAGGGAUGAGAAGUUGUAGAUUGCGUUCUGUGACUAUCCCCUCGGCGUUGCUUCUCUAGCGCUUCAAGAAUGCUGAGCGCGUCCUCCAUUCUUUGCUAGUACCAAGGUUUUCUGUUCGAUCUCUCAACAAAUACUGCGACUAACUGGUUUCAGACAAAUACGAGUACCCCAUUUGUGGUAGAAGGUUUCUGAAAUGAGUUGCACU
Messenger RNA from Closterium sp. NIES-67, 1619 nucleotides. The record is from the annotation of a GenBank genome assembly. Lineage: Eukaryota; Viridiplantae; Streptophyta; Zygnematophyceae; Desmidiales; Closteriaceae.